AUGGAGCAGUCACCGACGAAUAAGGUCCAUCUGGAGAAGGCACAGAACUUCAUGCGCCAGUACCGGGAUCCGGAGUCGCGCGAGCUGAAGAAGCUGUCCGCCAAUCAGUUCAUGGACGUCUGGAGUCACUACGAUCGAGAUGGAAACGGUUACAUCGAAGGAACCGAACUGGACGGUUUCUUGAAGGAGUUCGUCUCCAGCGCAAACGCCACCGACAUAAGCCCGGAGCAAAAAGCGUCGCUCACCGAUGAGAUGCUGGUCGAGCUGAAGUCGUGCUUCAUGGAGGCGUACGACGAUAAUCAGGAUGGCAAGAUCGACAUUCGGGAGCUCGCGCAACUGUUGCCGAUGGAGGAAAACUUUUUGCUGCUCUUCCGGUUCGAUAAUCCACUCGAGUCGAGUGUGGAAUUUAUGAAGAUUUGGCGCGAGUACGACUCCGACAACAGUGGCUACAUCGAGGCGGACGAGCUGAAGAACUUCCUGCGGGACCUGCUGAAGGAAGCGAAGAAGAUAAACGACGUGUCGGAGGACAAAUUGAUCGAAUACACCGAUACAAUGCUGCGAGUGUUCGAUGCAAACAAAGACGGCAGACUGCAGCUCUCCGAGAUGGCAAAACUGCUCCCAGUGAAGGAAAACUUCCUCUGCCGGCAGGUGUUUAAGGAAGGGAAAAUAGAUGAAGAAGGUGCCGCCAAACUAACGAAAGAGGACAUCGAAAAGGUCUUCUCACUCUACGACAGAGACAAUAAUGGUUCGAUCGAGAACGAAGAACUGAGAGGUUUCCUGAAGGAUCUGCUGGAGCUCGUGAAAAAGGACUACGACGCCCAGGACCUGAUCGAGUUCGAGGAGACGAUCCUGCGCGGCGUCGGGUACGACAAGGACGGCAAGAUCUCGCGCAAGGAGCUCACGAUGAUCCUGCUGGCGCUCGCCAAGCUGCCGCCGGAUGACGACCAGUAAUUAAUGGCGUCGGCGGUCUGCAUCGAGCCUACUAGUAGCAGCCAGCCCUGUAGCAGUAGCGGUAGCAGCAGCCAGGACCCGAUCACCAAGGACCUCUUUCCGCCCAUUGCGAGCGUGCAGGACGGCAUCCGGGAUCUGUAUCGAAAGUUUCGGCGAAAGAUUCACAAGAAAGACUAGAAGCUUUUCCUUAGAAGCGACGC
Anopheles coustani is the source of this 1151-nucleotide messenger RNA. It is a transcript of the gene Cbp53E, whose product is annotated as calbindin-32. Gene Ontology annotation, biological process: regulation of presynaptic cytosolic calcium ion concentration; regulation of long-term synaptic potentiation. Gene Ontology annotation, molecular function: calcium ion binding. NCBI's taxonomy places the organism in Eukaryota, Metazoa, Arthropoda, Insecta, Diptera, Culicidae. The transcript has 13 exons. The record is from RefSeq and is a predicted model, not a curated record. Gene Ontology annotation, cellular component: nucleus; terminal bouton; dendrite. Bases 1 to 951 code for a protein of 316 amino acids.